UGGGACAUGGCCGAUGCUGCCCAGCAACUGUUGGUCGCACUGCGCGAGGAAGAUCCGCGGGCUGUGGAGGAGCUGCUGCACCUCGGGGCGGACCCCAGCCUGGUGCUGGAGGAUGGCGUGGCGGCGGUGCACCUGGCGGCCCGAGCUCGCCGUCCGCGCGCCCUGCAUUGCCUCCGGAUCCUGCUGCGCCGGGGCGCCGACCCCAAUGCUCGGUCCACUGAGGCCCUGACACCCGUGCACGUGGCCGCCGUGUGGGGCUGUCGUGGCGCCCUGGAGCUGCUGCUGAGCCGAGGGGGCGACCCGACGCUGCGAGACCAGGACGGGCUGAGGCCACUGGACUGGGCUCUGCAGCAGGGACACCAUGACUGCGCAUGCCUGCUGAGGGAGCUGGACACGCCCACCCGGACACGGAAGGAGACCCUGGAGCCAGCUGGUGAGCAGAGCUCAGGGGAGCAGCUCAUGCGCAGAGCUGAGCUGGCAGCUGCUCGUGAGGUGGCGGUGGAGCCCGGGAGUCCCGAGGCCACUGGGAGUGAGGACUGCAGCAGCGAUGCCUCCUUUGUCACUGCAUCGGAGGACUCUCUGCAGCCCCAGCGCCCUGCGGGGACACUGGGGCCCGCAGCCAGCCUGUGGCAGUCUGGUGGGGCUGAGGCAGCUGGGAAUGGGGUACUGAGCUGCCAGCUGCAGGCCCUGACGUUGACCACAGGGGCCACCAAUGUCCCAUCCCUGCCCGGUGACGGGGACUCGGGGGCCUUGCAUCCACACGGCUCAGUGCCCCCCAUGUCCGACCUGCAGCUGCUCCAGGCCUUGCGGGCACUGGGCCACAGUCCUGGCCCGGUUACCCCUUUCACCCGUGGACACUACUUGCGGCGGCUGCAGGAAGCCCAGGCUAGCCCGGCUGUUCCAGGGCACAGCCCAGAACUGGCGGAGGUGCUGAGAACAGGCCACGUUCCCGACUGCCAGGCGGAUGAGGCCGCCCUGGCUCAGCACUUUCAAGGGCCGGAUCCCAGGAAGAGGUGGCGGGGAGGCGUCACCAAGUCCAGCUUUACAUAUCUUCUUCUUGACCCCAGGCAGACGCAGGGACUGCCUGCCCGAGCCUCCUCCCUCACACUGGCCGAGUGUCUGCAAUGUUUCGUGGGAGCCAUCUUCUACGUGGGCAAGGGGACCCGUGCCCGGCCGGAUGCCCACCUCUGGGAAGCCCUCGGCUACCGUGAACGCCCAGGGAAAAAUGCCUGUCCCAAGGUACGCCGGAUCUUAGACAUCUGGGCUAGCGGCCGCGGUGUCCUUUCCCUACACUGCUUCCAGCACACGGUGGCCAUGGAGGCGUACACGCGGGAGGCCUGCCUGUUGGACGCCCUAGGUAUCCAGACACUGACCAACCAGAAACAGGGCCACUACUAUGGAGAGGCUGCCUACUGGCCACCCACGAAGCGGCGGCGCUUGGGGGUGUAUCUGCUGCACCGCGCUCUGCUAGUUUUCCUGGCUGAGGGGGAACGAGAGCUGAGGCCGCAGGACAUCCAGGCCCGAGGCUGAGUGCUGAGGACAUGAUCGUGAAGCAUGAGCC
Messenger RNA from Chionomys nivalis (European snow vole), 1561 nucleotides. RefSeq names its product ankyrin repeat and LEM domain-containing protein 1-like. The record is from RefSeq and is a predicted model, not a curated record. NCBI's taxonomy places the organism in Eukaryota, Metazoa, Chordata, Mammalia, Rodentia, Cricetidae. The annotation marks the transcript as partial. Gene Ontology annotation, molecular function: protein binding; endonuclease activity. The transcript has 9 exons.